UGGAGCUGAGAGCACCGCGGUGGAUUGUGGGUAUCUGCUCCAUUAGGGCAGGUGGUGGAUUGUGGGACGUGUGGAAGAUCUACUCGGGUGAAUCUUUUUCGCUUCUCUCGUUAAUGAGAAACCUGUAAAUCCACCGCAGGGAUCCAUCCGGUGGUCCGUGUCCGUGUCCGUGUGCCUGUGCGCUGUGAUGAGCGGAAGUGAGCUGUCUCUGCAGGCUCUGUCCUGGCGGAAGCUCUAUCUGAGCAGGGCGAAGCUCAAAGCCACAAGCCGCACUUCAGCGCUGCUGUCCGGCUUCGCCAUGGUGGCGAUGGUGGAGGUUCAGCUGGAUACGAGUCACGAUUACCCCCCUGGUCUGUUGAUUGCCUUCAGCGCCUGUACCACAGUGUUGGUGGCGGUUCAUCUUUUCGCUCUGAUGAUCAGCACCUGCAUCCUGCCCAACAUCGAGGCCGUCAGCAACGUGCACAACCUGAACUCGGUACGCGAGUCUCCGCAUGAACGUAUGCAUCGCCACGUCGAGCUGGCCUGGGCUUUCUCAACCGUCAUCGGCACGCUGCUCUUCCUCGCCGAGGUCGUCCUGCUCUGCUGGGUCAAGUUUUUACCCAUCAGGCCCAAGAACCAGAAAAACGGCACGAUCUCCGCCGGAGUGGCCGCCGCCAUCACCUCCACCUCUAUCAUGGUGCCGUUCGGCCUCAUCUUUAUCGUCUUCGCUGUCCAUUUUUACCGCUCGCUUGUCAGUCACAAAACCGACCGCCAGUUCCGGGAGCUGGAGGAGCUGGAGGAUCUGACACGGCUUCAGAAUGAGCUGGACCAAAGAGGAGAAACAUCAGCGCUGCACUCUCCAACCUCUCAAUAGAGGACGCCUUGACCUUCUUGAGUCUGCUUCGUAAACAUCUGUGUCUGUAGGUCAUUGUGUCGCAUGUUUAUUUAAAGGAGUUGAUGAAAUCUAGAAUGCAGCUCUGGUUUCACCUGAAUCCAUUUGGUGGGAACCAUCUAGAGCAUGAUUUCUGACUUGUUUUUUUAAUAUAUAUGUGUGUGUGUGUGUGUGUGUGUGUGUGCUUGAUUCUGCAUUUUUAAAUUGAGAAGACUUUUUAUAGAAAGAGUCCUAAAAAUACCAGACUCCUGUAAAACUGUGUCUGUUGUUGAAUGUGAAUUAGGAGUGGGACAAUUUAUCAGUGUGACGGUGUAUCACGAUAAAGACAUCUGUGUAAACUAUAUCAAAUUCUUUAAGCUAUAAUCAAGUACCAUGACGUACCAAAAUCCAUCAGCUUGAUAUAGGGUUUUUAUUUUCCGUUUUUUUUUUGCUUCGGUGGUCUUCUGGUGCUCUUCAAACCACAGUUCCUUGAGCACCUUGCAUGCAUGGCAACUAUUAGGACAACAAAAUGUAUAUAAAAUACAUGCACAUAUAUAAUAUCAGUCCACUUUCUACUUAAUUGGAGACAUGCACGUAUGAACUCAUGGGGUAAUAUUCCCAACUGCGGAACAGCGUUCCUCACUCAGCUGGAACGUGCAGAUUCCGGGUGAGAUGUAGAUGUUAAUCAUCGUGUGAAGUUUGGAAUCUGGACAUUCCAGACACUUUUUUUUCCGACACUGUGAAUCAUUGAACUUCUUUUACGGAGUCCAGAUACAGUGCUGUUGAACGUUUGGAGACGGUGGGACCUGGAAUGAUUAAAUCAGUGUAGAAUUGGGGGUAAAAGUGUCAGACUGUUUUUUGUUUUUUUUGAUUGAGUUGGUCCUUGAAUCAUACGGAGGUCAGUUAAUGCUUUUAAACUGUUGCUGUGUCAUUUCCAGCAAACAACUAAUGAUGGUCCAGUGCACUGUCUAUGUGCAGCAUCCGGAGUGACCAAACGUGUGUGCCAUGGAGUGAAUAUACGGUGAUUAAAGGAUGAUGUCCUGCUUUUUAAAUGUAUUUUACAACCUGCUGUGAUUUUUAAUACAACAGCACGCUUUCUACUGAUGUGCUCAGUAUUCUGUAAUUAAAUCUUUGUACCAAAAUAUACACAGAUCACCUGUAACAUUAAAUCCACCUGCCUGGUAUUGUGUAGUUUCCAUUGUGGCACUUAAACAUCUGAGUUGUCAAAUGCCUGGAGAUAUCUGUCCAGUCCAUUUAAAGUCCUGUAAGCUGCCAUCAAUGGGAUUGUAUGUUUUGUUUUUUUUGUUUUUCCAAAUACUUGAUCAGACUGAAGUUUGGGGAAUUUUGGAGCCCUUGAACGUUUUGUCAUGUUCCAUGAAACCAUUCCUGAGCAGUUUUUGCAGUGUAAUAGGGAACAUUAUCCUGCUGGAUGAGGAUGAUCUGUGAAGGAGUGGAACUUGGUCUGCUUUUGAGUAUAUCAUAAAUCCCACCCAUGUGAUUGGUGCCAUUGUAACAGGAUAAUUAACGCUGUUCAUGUGACCUACAGUGGUUUUAAUGCUCUUGCUGAUUGGUGUAACUGGCGUGUGCUGGUAUUAAAUUACUGUAGCUCAUUCGCUAAGAUGGAUUUCUGAUCUGAAGGUUGUGAGUUUAAAUCCCGUCCCCACUGGAGAUCAGUGUACAGUUGUAGAAAUGAGAUCACUGUAAGUCGCUCUGGAUUGGAGCCACAAUCACUGAUUCUUUACAUCGUUGCGUGCCAAACAGUUUUGAUUGACUCUUCCGGCGUGUCCUGAUUUUCUGUUUAAUGAACUGAACUGUAAUUAUUUCCAUGACCUCUGCUGCCUGUGCAUUUCAGUACCACUUAAAACACUCACCCCGUCUCCUUCCCUUAAUUCCCUCCGCCGGUUUAAAGGCAGUGAGGCGGUUCAUUAGCAGGCCGAGGAGCCACAUUUAUACUGCUGCGGAGCAGAGUGUCGACUGGUCCUUAAUUAAAAAACAAAUUAAUGUACCGUAUUUGUAUUUUAUGAAUUGAAUGUCUGAAUCAUUUUAGACUACACACAUUCCUCAUCUAGGGGUCAGGUGGAGCUUUUUAAAUCCUUUAAGCUAUUUGAUCACAUGGUUCAUGGGUCUUACACGAAUCACAAAACGGCUUCUUCUAGCAAACGUGGGUCUCGUGUUGACGUGGCCUUGACGUUUCGUGAUUUUAGCUUAAUUGCCAACACGCACACACACACACACACACACACACACACACACAGUGUACAAACGGUUUACAACAGCAGUGUUUGUAGUGAGUUUUAUAUGGUUGGAAAUCUGAAAUGAAAUAAAAUGGAAUAUACCAGA
Molecule: messenger RNA, 3190 nt
Organism: Silurus meridionalis
Lineage: Eukaryota; Metazoa; Chordata; Actinopteri; Siluriformes; Siluridae
Gene: orai1b
Product: ORAI calcium release-activated calcium modulator 1b
Exons: 2
Coding region: 188-853 (221 amino acids)
Biological process (GO): store-operated calcium entry
Cellular component (GO): membrane
Molecular function (GO): store-operated calcium channel activity
Source: RefSeq, a predicted model, not a curated record